GCAGACUGUGCGUCGCCAAUCAUCCUGAAUGCUGGACACGGAUUUGAGACGCGGCAAAAGUGACGCGGGGUCCACCAUGACGGACUACGAGCGCCUCAAACGGGCGUGCAUCAAACGCGGGGAGCUGUGGGAGGACCCGGACUUCCCCGCCACGCAGACGUCCGUCUUCUACCACCAGACGCCGCCGUUUCAGUUCCAGUGGAAGCGACCCAAGGAGUUAUGCAGCCGGCCCGUGUUCGUCCACGACUCGCCCACACAGUUCGACAUCGUGCCCGGAAAAAUGGAAUUGCAUGAAAAGCGGAUGAAGGGGAGCAGUGAUCGGGCCUCUCGCGCUGCAGGAAAUUGGAAGCGCGGUGCGGAGGAAGAACCGAACCAGAUGUAGUUCCGGUCGCACUGGGUGGCGGACGGACGGGCGGCAGCGCACA
Messenger RNA from Frankliniella occidentalis (western flower thrips), 425 nucleotides. RefSeq names its product calpain-C-like. Gene Ontology annotation, cellular component: cytoplasm. Gene Ontology annotation, biological process: proteolysis. Gene Ontology annotation, molecular function: calcium-dependent cysteine-type endopeptidase activity. The coding region runs from base 29 to 382 and encodes 117 amino acids. NCBI's taxonomy places the organism in Eukaryota, Metazoa, Arthropoda, Insecta, Thysanoptera, Thripidae. The transcript has 4 exons. The record is from RefSeq and is a predicted model, not a curated record.